CAUUGAAAUUGUUGAAAAUGAAGAACUUGUGUCAAUCUCAUCUCCUGCAUCCAACAAGCUUCACUCUACAACACCAACAAGAGACACAGAGCUGGAUGAACACAUGGUAUUUGAUGCUGAAUUACUUGAAGACAAUGAUUACAUUAUAAAAGGUGAUGAUAGUGAUAAUGACAUUCAGCAACCAAGCAACAUUGAGGUCAAUGAAGACACUUUUCAGGCCAAUCAUGGUUCUUAUUCUGAAGGAGAUGAAGACGAUGAAGAUAUUUCUGAAAAUGAAAAGGAUUACUUUUCUCCUGAGAACCAGCAUCAACCUUCACAAGAUGACACUGAGCUGUUCAUAUGUUUCAAGUGUAACUUGGGGUUCAAGUGUGAGAGGCACUUGGAGAAUCAUGAAAAGAUAAUACACAAUGGAACAAAACCUUUUAAAUGUGACUCUUGUGAUAAAGUGUUUGCCCAUAAGAACAGUUUAAAGAUUCACAAAGAAGCACACAAGAAUAAAGUAAGCAGCAAUCUAGAGAGAAGUGGUGUACUGCAUCAUGCAAAGAAACAACAGGCAAUUCAAACAACCGAGAAGUCAUUCAAAUGCACAAUAUGCCAUAAAACCUUUAAACAAAAAUGGUACAUGAAACUCCACACUCAAAUACACAGAGGAGAGAAAGAAUUCAAGUGCAAUAUCUGUAAUAAAGACUUUGCAACAAAAGCUAGCUUACAAAUCCAUAAUCGAAUGCACCAAGGAAAGAAAGAAUUCAAGUGUAAUAUCUGCAAUAAAGACUUCACAGACAAGAAUUAUUUAAACAGACAUUAUAAAAUCCACAGUGGAGAGAAACCAUUUAAAUGUACAAUCUGUAAUAAAGCCUUCACUCACAAGAAUGAUUUGAAGAGGCAUCAUCGAAUCCACAGUGGAGAGAAACCAUUUAAGUGUACAAUCUGUAACAAAACCUUCACAUACAAGAGUACUUUAAACAGUCAUCAUCGAAUCCACAGUGGAGAGAAACCAUUUAAGUGUACAAUCUGUAACAAAACAUUCACGUUCAAGACUAAUUUAUGCAGUCAUCAUCGAAUCCAUAGUGGAGAGAAACCAUUUAAGUGUAAAGUCUGUAAUAAAGCAUUCACACAAAAGAUUACUUUAAACAGACACCAUCGAAUCCACAGAGGAGAGAAACUAUUGAAAUCUGGAAGCUUCACUUGAAAUUUUAACUAUAACUUACAGAGACCAUAAUGUAUAUUGAGAAGCUAUUUGAAUACGCAAUUGUAGGAGGAGUAUUCUGUGAACGAUUAACAAAUUAUUUUACUCCUUUCUUUGGUUAAGUGCAUGAAGUUUCUGCAAUAUUGAGUUAUUGUUUAUAGUCAUA
This is a messenger RNA of Exaiptasia diaphana, 1352 nucleotides long. Its product is annotated as zinc finger protein 525. Gene Ontology annotation, biological process: regulation of transcription by RNA polymerase II. The record is from RefSeq and is a predicted model, not a curated record. Gene Ontology annotation, molecular function: DNA-binding transcription factor activity; RNA polymerase II cis-regulatory region sequence-specific DNA binding. The transcript has a single exon. Bases 104 to 1189 code for a protein of 361 amino acids. NCBI's taxonomy places the organism in Eukaryota, Metazoa, Cnidaria, Anthozoa, Actiniaria, Aiptasiidae.